Molecule: messenger RNA, 3347 nt
Organism: Monodelphis domestica (gray short-tailed opossum)
Lineage: Eukaryota; Metazoa; Chordata; Mammalia; Didelphimorphia; Didelphidae
Source: RefSeq, a predicted model, not a curated record
AGGAAGGGAGGAAAGGAGAGAGAAAAUAAUGGAAGGAAAUGAGCAUAUUUAGACAGUACUCUAUGUGCCAAGCACUGUGCUAAGCAGUUUGACACUGUUUUCUCCUUUGAUCCUCGCCCUGGGAGAUGAGUCCCAUCAUCAUCCCAAUUGAAAAUGAUUCUGUCCGAGGUAAAUGGCUUGCCUGGAGUCAUCCAGUUAGUCUGAGGCUAAAUUUGAACUCAGAUCUACCUGACUUCGGGUCGAGUGCUUAACACACAUUCAUUAUUUACAAAAAGAAAUAAAAAAGCUCUUUGUAAAAACUCAGCCCACUAAACAAAAAUAAAUACCCCCCACCCCCACCCCUGCGUCUCCUCUUCUUCCCCGCCCCAGCCCAGCCCGUGGCCAGGACCAAGGCCACCUCCCUUGGCCAGGACCAAGGCCACCUCCCUUGGCCCCAGCCCUGGCAGUGAGCAGUCCCCGGCGCGGCCUCUGCCUCCCUCCCUGCCUGCCUGCCUGCCUGCCUCCUCCCUCCCUGGGUGUGUGUCUGUGUAUGUGUACGUGUGUGUGUGUGUGUGUGUGUCUGCGCCGCCGUGGAGCCGUAGUCGAUUGCGGCAGAUUUUUGUCCCUCCGCGCUCGCCCUCUCUCCUUCUCUCCCCCCGCCCAGCCCCCACCCCCGGCGGCGGCGACUCCAGACUGCAGCCCCCCACCCGUUCCUUCCCUCUUCCCUCGGCAAGCUCGCAGCGGCAGCAGCGACAGCGGCUGUGGCAGAGGCUCCUGUGGCUCUUCAUUCUCCUCAUCCUCCUCCUCCUCCUCCUCGCUCUUCUCCUCCUCCUCCUCCUCCUCGCCCUCCGCCUCCUCCUCCUCGCUCUCCUCCUCCUCCUCCUCCUCGUCUUCCUCGUCGUCGUGUGGGGGAGGCGGCGGCGGCGGCGGCGAGAUGCACCCGAGCGCGCCGAGCUACCCCACAGCCUCGCUGUACGUGGGGGACCUGCACCCGGAGGUGAGCGAGGCGAUGCUGUACGAGAAGUUCAGCCCGGCCGGGCCCAUUCUCUCCAUCCGUGUCUGCAGGGACAUGAUCACCCGGCGCUCCCUGGGCUACGCCUACGUCAAUUUCCAGCAGCCGGCGGACGCGGAGCGGGCCCUGGAGACCAUGAAUUUCGAUGUGAUCAAGGGCAAGCCGGUGCGCAUCAUGUGGUCCCAGCGGGACCCGUCCCUGCGCAAAAGCGGUGUGGGCAACAUCUUCAUCAAGAACCUGGACAAGUCCAUCGACAACAAGGCCCUCUUCGACACCUUCUCGGCCUUCGGUAACAUCCUCUCCUGCAAGGUGGUGUGCGACGAGCACGGCUCCAAGGGCUACGGCUUCGUGCACUUCGAGACCCGCGACGCGGCCGAGAGGGCCAUCGACAAGAUGAACGGGAUGCUGCUUAACGACCGCAAGGUAUUCGUGGGCCGCUUCAAGUCCCGCAAGGAGAGGGAGGCCGAGCUGGGGGCGCGGGCCAAGGAGUUCACCAACGUGUACAUCAAGAACUUUGGGGAGGACAUGGACGACCUGCGGCUCAAGAGGCUUUUCGGAAAGUUCGGGCCCGCCCUGAGCGUCAAAGUCAUGACGGACGAGAGCGGGACGUCCAAGGGCUUCGGCUUUGUCAACUUUGAGAGGCACGAGGACGCCCAGAAGGCCGUGGAGGAGAUGAACGGCAAGGAGCUGAACGGCAAGAAGAUCUACGUGGGCCGCGCGCAGAAGAAGGGGGAGCGGCAGACGGAGCUCAAGCGCAAGUUCGAGCAGCUGAAGCAGGACAGGAUCACCCGCUACCAGGGGGUGAACCUGUACGUCAAGAACCUCGACGACGGCAUCGACGACGAGCGCCUGCGCAAAGAGUUCUCCCCCUUCGGCACCAUCACCAGCGCCAAGGUGAUGAUGGAGGGGGGCCGCAGCAAAGGCUUCGGCUUCGUCUGCUUCUCCUCGCCCGAGGAGGCCACCAAAGCCGUCACGGAGAUGAACGGCAGGAUCGUGGCCACCAAGCCCUUGUACAUCGCGCUGGCCCAGCGCAAAGAGGAGCGCCAGGCCCACCUCACCAACCAGUACAUGCAGAGGAUGGCGAGCGUCCGGGCCGUGCCCAACCCCGUCCUCAACCCCUACCAGCCUCCCUCGGGCUACUUCAUGACCGCCAUCCCCCAGACUCAGAACCGGCCGGCCUACUACCCGGCCAGCCAGAUGGCUCCGCUCAGGCCGAGUCCUCGCUGGACCUCGCAGGGCGCCAGGCCUCAUCCGUUCCAGAACCUGCCCGGGGCCAUCCGCCCAGCAGCCGCUCGGCCACCCUUCGGCUCCAUGCGGCCCACAUCCUCGCAGCUGCCGCGGGGGGUGGGGGCCUCCCAGCGCAUCGUCAACAGCUCCACUCAGGCCCUGGGGCCGCCCCUGGGGGCCUCUGCAGGGGCUGCCGGAGCUCCCGGUGUCCGGAUGGGCCCACAGUACAAGUAUGCAGCGGGGGUUCGCAACCCGCAGCAUCAUGUCAACGUCCAGCCCCAGGCCAGAGUGCAGCAGCCUGCCGUGCACGUGCAAGGCCAGGAGCCUCUGACGGCCUCCAUGCUGGCGGCGGCUCCUCCUCAGGAGCAGAAGCAGAUGCUGGGGGAGCGGCUGUUCCCGCUCAUCCAGGCCAUGCACCCGAGCCUGGCCGGCAAGAUCACCGGCAUGCUGCUCGAGAUCGACAACUCGGAGCUCCUGCACAUGCUCGAGUCCCCGGAGUCCCUGCGCUCCAAGGUGGAUGAAGCCGUGGCGGUCCUGCAGGCCCACCAGGCCAAGGAGGCCGCCCAGAAGGCCGUGAAGAGCGCCGCCGCCACCAACGUGCCAGCCGUUUAGGGGGGAAGCCCGAGCCUGUGCUUCCCCUGCCGAAAACCCAGCAUUGUGAACUUUGCCAAAUGUGAACUCGAGGAGAACUGGAGGACUGUGGACUCUGUACCGGGCGGCGCGGGGCUGGGCCUCCGCUACUGCUUGAUCGACUGACUGACUGACUGACCGACUGACUGAGUGCUGGAGCGAUUGCUUGGGGGGGGGAGAGGAAGGGGGGGAGAGAGACAGAAAGAGAGAGAGACAUUGAGAGAGGGAGAGAGAGACAGAGAGAGACAGAGAGAGAGGAGGGGAACCGGCAAAACGGGAAAACUCUAAAAACCAGUUCAUGUUCUACGGGGGGGGGUGGGGGCGGGGGGGGGCAACACUGUACAAAGUGUCACGUGUUCCUUUCUUUCAGGUUGUCGUUGUUUACUCCGGAGAAGCUCCGAGCUUCUGGCGCCGCUCUUUAGCUAGCAGAGCCCGAGCUGAGCCAGGGAACUGUGCUUGGAUUGUCAAAUUCGUGCUUUAAUAAAGUCUUUAAACUGUG